Dovyalis caffra is the source of this 255-nucleotide messenger RNA. NCBI's taxonomy places the organism in Eukaryota, Viridiplantae, Streptophyta, Magnoliopsida, Malpighiales, Salicaceae. The record is from the annotation of a GenBank genome assembly.
AUGUCAGAUGCAAGUGCAGAAAAGGAUAUGAUAAAAAUUUCUGAACACACCAACGCUGAUGCAACUGAUAAGGCUGGCUAUAGCUUGAUAGGGGCACCUGAGAUUGAGGCUGAUGUGACUGAUAAGGCAGGCUGUAGCCUGAUAGGGGCACCUGAGAUUGAGGCGGAUGUGACUGAUAAGGUUGGCUAUAGCUUGGCAGGGGCACCUGAGACUGGGGAUGCAUGGUACCAAAAUCAUUCUGUUGCAUCUGGUUGA